GCAAACACGACCAACCUUCACACCAAACAAGGGAGUUGCCAACCUCCUUGUUUUAUGUAGCACAAUGAUGCUCCUCGUCAUUAUGCAAAGCAUGGCGCCUGUCCACUCACAUAUGUGUGUCUUUAAUCCUAGACAGAGAGGAGGUUUGAAUAUUUCAGACUUUGGUGAUCCGACCUGUUUUAAAUUUAAAGGUCCUUGUGGUUCUUUACCAAGUGGUCCAGUCCAAGCAACUUUCCAAAGAGGUAAAACCUAUAAUAUCGACCUUCAACAAAAUUUGAAUCACUACAGUGUUGGUCAUCCUGGAUGGCUUGACGUUUCAGUUGCCUCAGGUGAAAAUCCUGAUGACUCUCAAUUCACUGUUCAAAGUGUUUUGACUGAUUAUUUCCCUGUCAGACAAUGGACAAGAACCAAUUUAUCAAUUCCAUUAUAUUUGAAUCCACAAGGUACAACUGGUAGACAUGUUAUCAGAGUUCGUUACAAUCCAAACAAGCCAACUGAACCAAUUUUCCAUCAAUGCAUUGAUAUCAUGAUUACUCCUGCAUCAUCUAAGAGAAUUGUUAUGGCUAGCCAUAUUGAAAAGAAGCAAGCAGUUGAAUUCCAUCCAGAAGGUCAAAAAUUCUUUGCCAAGACUAGAUCUAUCAAAGCCACUCAAGAAAUGGUCUUUGGUGUCGUUCAAAAUCAAGAUAGCUCUGCAUCUUUGGUUGGUAUCGAUAUCUUGUCUGGUCAAGUUGUUCCUGUAUUGAAUUGGAAUGACCUAUCAGUUAGUGAUUCUCAAUUAUACUCUUCUGGUGCUCCAAGAAAAGUUUCUGGUAGAAUUAUUAACUCUGUUACUGCCGUAGAUAAUUCCAACAAGAGACUCUUCUACUUGUUCAGUGAUGAUUCGUCUCCAAUGCAAACUGAUUUGCAAAAUUCUCCAGCCAACAAAGUCUUUGUCUAUGAACAUGCUAAACAAUCCUAUGAUAUUCUCAAGAUUAACAUUACCAAUGUUCAAUUCAAUGCUACUGUCGUCAUUCCUUCAUUGGUCAUUUCUGGAUUGUUCUAUGAAUCCAAUACUAAUACCCUCUAUGCUACUGCAUUGUUUGCCCCAGAUGUCAAUAAUAAGUAUACUUAUUAUUUGGGUGUUUUCAGUUUGACUGCUAAUGGAGCAUACUUGUCACCAAAACUUGUUGCCUUGUCAGCUCCUUUGGACUCGUAUGUUGAUUACUUGUGGACUUCAUAUGAUGCCUCAACCAAGACUGUUUCAGUUUUGAUUAGACAUGAAGAUGAACCAGUUAAAUUGCCACAAAAAUUAUUCUCAGUUGUUUUGGGUAGUUCUGCCUCCAUUCAAUCCAUUGAUUUGGAUCCAACUCAAUUCGUUUACUCUUCAAUUCACAGUUAUAAGGCUCAAUUAUUUGCCUUCUCACCAGGUAAUGCUCAAUCAAGUCUUCCUUCAUCUGGAUCAAAUACUUGGAGUAUGAUUGGCGUUGAUAGAGCUUCAGCUAAUCAAGAAGAAAUUAAUCAAAUGUAUGAUUAUCAAAAUUAUUUGGGAGGUGGAAUUACUAGUGCAGUUUCUAAUACUGGAAGAGGAAUUUACAAUAUUAUGCAUUCUACUGAUGGCAAGGAUCAAAUUCUUGUUCGUGUUGCUCUUAAGGCUAUUCCAAUUGGUCCAAUCAGUGAAAUUGCACACAUUCCAAUUCAAACUAAGGUUUACAAUUGGGCAAGAAUGGAUAUUUAAAUUCUUUUUGAAAUUUAAACUCGAGUUUACAAUAAUAAAUAUUAAAAUAUUAAAAAAUUUAUUAAAUAUU
This is a messenger RNA of Naegleria gruberi, 1784 nucleotides long. RefSeq lists its product as uncharacterized. Lineage: Eukaryota; Heterolobosea; Eutetramitea; Acrasida; Naegleriidae. Bases 65 to 1714 code for a protein of 549 amino acids. The transcript has 2 exons. The record is from RefSeq and is a predicted model, not a curated record.